GGUUUGCCAUGGUUUCUUUUUAUAGUUUUUACCCUCCCAAACCAUUUGAAAACCCCAAGAAAGAGACCCUCCUUGAUGAACUCAACUUUGAUUCUUCAUCAUCAGACCAAAUCCCAAUUUUUUUUAGUAUUUUAUAAAAUAUAAAUAUGUUUCAAACCAAACCCACGUUUUCUCUUCUCUUCUCUUCUCUUCAUUUCUUUGCUCUUGUCUUCUCUCCCCAUAUGGUCAAAACACACACUCCAACUCUCAAUCUUUGAUUUCUUAACAAAAAAAAAAAAAAAACUAUUUUUUAAAAUUUUUCUUGGAAUGCUCUCUUAGUUUUUAUUUUUGGGUCUUAAAUUUUUUUUCCUUGCACAGUUUGUUGUGUAAUUAUAUAUGUCUGCAUGACUCAAUCAUAUGAUAUGGGUAUUGCUUUCUCUUUAUUUGGAUAUUUGUCAGAUUCCACAAAAAAAGAUAAUCUUGAAAUGGGUUUGUGGCUUUGUUUGAUUCUGAUGUGUUCCAUUCACUGAUUCACUGUCCUUGGCGCUUCUAGAUCUGUUUGCGGCUCUGCUCGAUCCACUGCUUUUCUUUUUUCUUGCUUUACCAUUACCCACAAGGUCAGAUCAUGGCAAAUAUAUAUAAAUUUUUUUUCUUCUUCUUUGGAAGUUUAUAGUUGUUGCUUUGUUUCUCUACUUUCAGCUUCCUAUUUCUAGUUGAUGAGAGAAUUUAGUUGCUUUGAACUAUUUAGUGAUGCACAAAAGAGUUGGCUUUUGUGUUGUACACUAGUUCUAUGAAAAACAAAACACAAUAGGGUCUCUCUCUACUGUUUAAUGCUUUGAGUCUGAGAACUUGAUGAUGCAUAGGUACCAGAAUAACAAUAAGGUGGUUGGGGGGUUUACUGGGUUUUUGCCAAUUAGGCUGAAUUCUUUGAUUCUUCUAUAUUUGGUCAUGGUGCAUAGUUACAUAAACCCUCCAUCUCAGAGGUAUAUGAUAUAAGUCCUGAGAGUGUGUUCUAAGUAAUGGGUAACGGCACUUCUCGUGUUGUUGGUUGUUUUGUGCCAUUUAGUGGGAAAAAUGGUGUUGAUAUAGAGUUCUUAGACCCACUAGAUGAAGGAUUAGGCCAUUCCUUCUGUUAUGUUAGGCCAUCAAUUUUUGAAUCUCCUGCCAUUACCCCUUCAAACUCAGAAAGGUAUACUGUUGAUUCAAGUACUCUUGAUUCGGAAACGUUAAGUGGGUCGUUUAGACAUGACAUGAUAGAUGAUCCCUCGGGGUUUCAUAGACCAAUCAAGAGCAUCCCGGAAACCACAUUUAAAACCAUUUCGGGUGCUUCAGUCAGUGCCAAUGUUUCUACAGCUCGGACUGGUAACCAGAGUGCACUGUUUUCCAGUGAUGUCCAAGAGCCUGCUGCAUCAUUUGAUUGCACCUCCUCAUUUGCUGCAAUCCCUUUGCAGCCUGUACCUCAUUGCUCUGGACCAUUGAAUGGGUUCAUGUCUGGACCUCUUGAGAGAGGUUUUGCUUCAGGCCCUUUGGAAAGGGGAGGUGGUUUCAUGUCUGGGCCAAUUGAGAAGGGAGUAAUGUCUGGUCCACUUGAUACUACUGAUAAAUCUAACUUCUCUGCACCGCUUGCACAUGUUCAUCGAAGACCAGGCCUCCAGCGUCUCAUGAGGAGUGUGAGUGGGCCAAUGAAGAGUGCUUUCUCCCGGACCUUCUCAAAACAUUCUGUUGGGCCUGGUUGGAUGCAACGGUUUUUCUUGCACCCAGUGUCUCAAUUGGCCUGGCAUCCCAAGGAGCCAAAGUUUCGAUCAGAAGCCUCGCGAAACUGUCCUGAAGGAGGCCCAUCGGAAGGGGAGUACAGAUGUACUCAAAACUUGCAAUGGGCUCAUGGAAAGGCUGGUGAAGAUAGGGUUCAAGUUGUGCUUUCUGAAGAACAAGGAUGGUUGUUUAUUGGGAUAUAUGAUGGUUUUAGUGGGCCAGAUGCUCCAGAUUUUCUGAUGAGCCAUCUUUAUAAAGCUAUAGACAUAGAACUGGAAGGACUGCUUUGGGAUUAUGAAGAUAAACCUCUUAAUGAUCCUUUGAAACCUGAACUCCAUAGCACUGGAAAUACAGAAGUGGCUUCAGAGCUCUGCAAGGAGGACCAGCUGAAUCCUUCUUGUAGUGGACUUUCUUGUAGUUUAGAGGAAUCAUGUAUCCCAGGAAUUGUUAGAGGUCAAUCUUCUAACUUUGAAAUAGUUGAGGAAAAUGAGGAAGUUCGGAUCAGUUUUGAACCCAAUUGUGAGAAGCCCAGCGUCUCAGGAAUACCAGCUACUUCUGUUCCAAUUGCAAAUUUGACAGGUCAAGGCAGAAAAAGCAUGCGGCUCUAUGAGCUACUUCAGAUGGAACCUUGGGAUGGGCAAGGUUCUAUGUUAAUCUCAGAGGUUGGGAACCGAAAAAAGGUUUCACGGGAUUGUCAAUCGAGCCAAGAAACUUUGGAUUCUAGGGAAACCUUACAAGAAGAUCAAGUAAGAUCUUGCUCAUUGAACCCCAAAGGAGAUACUUGUAGCCUUCGGGGUGAAGAUCCCACUACUUCAGGUGAGGAUCAAGCAGUUAGGGUUGAUUCCAUUAAUCAUGGUGCUGUCACUGCUCUUUCUGGUUCAAGACAGAGGCAGAAUACUAGAAAGUCAUUAAUCAGUUCAAAGAUUAGAAAAAUGUAUCGGAAGCAAAAGUCCCUGCGUAAGAAACUUUUUCCUUGGAGUUAUGAUUGGCACAGAGAGGAGACUUGUGUUGAUGAGAGAAUGAUUGAACCCUCGGGACCUAUUAGGAGAUGCAAAUAUGGUGUUAUUGAUCACGAUGCGGUUUUAAGAGCAAUGGCUCGAGCUCUUGAGAGGACUGAAGAGGCUUACAUGGAAAUGGUGGAAAAGGCUCACGACAAAAACCCAGAGCUUGCUUUGAUGGGUUCAUGUGUUCUAGUGAUGUUAAUGAAGGAUCAAGAUGUGUAUGUCAUGAACCUGGGGGAUAGCCGUGUGAUCUUGGCUCAAGAAAGACCAAAUGACCGUUAUCCUAAUUCAAGUUUUUUGAAAGAUGAUGCAAGGCAUGGGAAUAGAUCCAGGGAGUCAUUAGUGCGCAUGGAGCUGGACAGAAUAUCAGAGGACUCUCCAAUGCAUAAUCAGCACGGUCAGGUUAGCAAGUUAAAUAAAAACAGGGAGAUUUCGAUGUGCAGAUUAAAGAUGAAAGCAGUUCAGCUUUCCACUGAUCACAGCACAAGUGUUGAACAGGAAGUAAUUAGAAUUAGGGCAGAACAUCCGGAUGACAACCAGGCUGUAUUCAAUGAUCGAGUGAAGGGACAAUUGAAGGUCACCAGAGCAUUUGGUGCUGGUUUCCUGAAGAGGCCAAAUUGUAAUGAAGCUCUGUUGGAGAUGUUUCAGAUUGAUUAUGUGGGAACUGUUCCUUAUGUCAGCUGCAUUCCUUCCAUUCGUCACCAUCGACUGUCUUCAAGUGAUCGAUUCCUGGUUCUCUCUUCUGAUGGACUUUACCAGUACUUUAGCAAUGAAGAGGUAAUUGCCCAUGUAACUUGGUUCAUGGAAAAUGUUCCUGAAGGUGAUCCUGCUCAGUACCUCAUUGCAGAGCUUCUCUUCCGUGCUGCCAAAAAGAAUGGAAUGGAUUUUCAUGAAUUGCUGGAUAUUCCUCAAGGGGAUCGACGUAAAUAUCAUGAUGAUGUUUCUGUUAUGGUGGUUUCACUGGAGGGAAGGAUCUGGAGAUCAUCUGGAUAAUUGUUUCACAUUUACUUUUUUUUUUUUUUUUUGGCUCCUCUCUUGGCUAGGCUUUUUUCACAUUUGCACAUUGCAUCAACAAUGUCACAAUUUUCGGGCAAGGGGUAAAUCAUUAAUGCAUUCAGAAUCUGAAUCAGAGUCUCAACUUUUUGAGAUAGAAGUUUUUUUUUUCCUUUCUUCCUCCUUUAUGUUUAAGAUUGGUAUACAUAAGGCAGGAUGAUCUAACCAUGUUGCUAAAAGGCUGUCAUAGAUUUUCACCAUUCAAGGAUACUGUAUACUUCAUAUUCAUCUUAAUGAUACUUGGACGGUGGUUGGGCAUUGACCAAGAAGCCAUGAAUACAUGGUUGUUGCCUGGCUUAAUUUCACUUCACCUUCACUACAUGUACACUUCAGUUCUUCAUUCUGUUUAAAUUUUUUUCUGAUUGUACUUCAAAUCAAUUUGAUUUACCAAUUAAAACAGUCUGGAAAGACUGUGGCUAGAAGAUUGACAAACAGUCUUUAUUACCUUUAGUACUCAGAAUUAUUUGUGGAAAUUAAGACCAGAAUGUGCAGUUAAAAUAAUGCCAUUGAUGGAUUCUCUCUCA
Quercus lobata is the source of this 4309-nucleotide messenger RNA. It is a transcript of the gene POL, whose product is annotated as Protein phosphatase 2C family protein. The record is from RefSeq and is a predicted model, not a curated record. NCBI's taxonomy places the organism in Eukaryota, Viridiplantae, Streptophyta, Magnoliopsida, Fagales, Fagaceae. The coding region runs from base 999 to 3725 and encodes 908 amino acids. Gene Ontology annotation, biological process: protein dephosphorylation. Gene Ontology annotation, molecular function: protein serine/threonine phosphatase activity. The transcript is spliced from 4 exons.